Molecule: messenger RNA, 2937 nt
Organism: Vicugna pacos (alpaca)
Lineage: Eukaryota; Metazoa; Chordata; Mammalia; Artiodactyla; Camelidae
Source: RefSeq, a predicted model, not a curated record
ACAAAUCCGGGGAGAGGCCGGCCGGCUGGUCGCUCCUGACUCCGAGGGCGAGCCUCAUUGGGAGCCGCCGGCCGCCGCCCGGGUCCCGCACUGCUAGGCCUUGCGGGCCUUGCGGGACACCCCCGGGCUACUUGGGACAACACCGGCCGGUUCCAAGACCCGCGACUCUCCGGACGCCUCUGCUCCUAGAGGCCUUGUACUUUCUUUUUUAAGAGAGGAGUUCCUCUUUCCAACCUGUCUCUCCCCACCCCAACUGGCUGACCUCUGCGGAAUCCUGUUGCUCUGGUUUUAAACUGUGACUCCAACUUGGUAUUUACUAAUUUUUAAAUUCUGAUGUCUAAAGACUAUGAUCAAAGCUGUACAGAGCUCUUAGCAGCGCUUAGCCCGCUGCUGUGGAGGGUGCUAAGAAGUUCAAAGGAUUACAGGGCGGCCUGGAAGGAAGAGGCCAGAGAACACCCUCUGCCUGAGACCUGUUAUGGUGGCCCCGCCUCCGGACGGCUUACAGUCCAGUGUGGGGAUGGAGGCCAUCACGCAAGAAAUCACUGCAAGACCAAAACAGCAAACCAAAACUAUUUAAGUGACAUAGUACAUGGCACAGAUGGAAGACUUCAGAAGACGGUAGAGUCAGAGCAAGCUUUUGUUUGGACCCCUAAGAGUUAGAAGGUGUCCACCUUCCUUCUCAACCAACCUGAUGUAUGACCUUGGGAGUGAGCUUCACCGCUUUCAGUGUCAGGAGACUCUGCUUUGUGCUUCUGGACAACUGUAACCUUGGGAAGUUAUCAUCAAGCGGAGCUCAGGCUCCUGGGCCCUUUACCUGCGUAGCCACAACAGGUUAUCGGUUGAAGGCAGCCUUCCUGCCUGUCCCCCAUCUACCCCCUGGAUACUCUCUUCUCUAGGUUCCAGAUGCAGCUCCAUUCCUUGCUUGGGGGGCAGAAUUCCUCAUCUUGGCUGCUGCUCUGAGCUCCCAGAGGCCAGGAGGCAGAUGAAGGAAAAUGAGGAUAGCUCUGGCGGUUUACUAGUUUACACAAAUGCCUCCUCCUGUCAACUGCUCUAGCUGGCUUUUGGUUAUCCCUUGGCUGCCCUUGCUGGUCACCAGAACUGGAUUUCAUUUGGAGACAGCUGUGUGUGUCCUCUGGGUGAGGGUGGCCUGAAGACAACCUGGUGAUUUGCCCCAGAGUCAGCCCUGGGACAGACAAAAGCAGAGUUGGUACCAGUGACCAUGAGGGCUCUGCGGCUGCUCAGAACCUCCUUCCUGUGCUGCCUGCUCUGGGCCUUUUGUGCCCCAGGUGCCAGGGCUGAGGAGCCUGGGGCCAGCUUCUCCCACCCCGGCAGCGUGGGCCUGGAUAAGAACACAGUGCACGACCAAGAGCAUAUCAUGGAGCAUCUAGAAGGCGUCAUCAACAAACCAGAGGCGGAGAUGUCUCCACAAGAACUGCAGCUCCAUUAUUUCAAAAUGCAUGAUUAUGACGGCAAUAAUUUGCUUGACGGCCUAGAACUCUCUACAGCCAUCACUCAUGUCCAUAAGGAGGAAGGGAGUGAACAGGGACAAAUGAGCGAAGAUGAACUGAUCAAGUUAAUAGAUGGUGUUUUGAGAGACGACGACAAGAACGACGACGGAUACAUCGACUAUGCCGAGUUUGCAAAGUCACUGCAGUAGGUGGGACUUGGCCACCUCCUGGUUACACGCGAAUGUGACCCACUGUAAUGUGACUGGACACUUCUGGUAAUGCAAAAUAACUCAUUUCCAAAGCACUGCUGCGGUAUUUUGGGAAAAAUCUGUAGCAAUUUGUUGACACUGGGGUGAGAAAGAGGAAUCAAGAGAAAUAAAAGAGGAAAAAUGGGACAUGGUGUGGUCCCCAAGAACUGUUAAAUCUCUUAUUCGACAAGGGCUUGAUUAAAGAAUCCUUUUGAGAAUAUUGGCUAUUGGAGCUGAGCACUCAGGAACUUGACGGAAAGAGUACUUCCAGGCUCUUGGUUUUAAUUCAUGCUACUUGAAAAGUAAGAUGAGCUUUGCCAACUGGACACACUUUUCAGUAACAGUGAAGGAGUGGAGUGAAUGCCAAAUGUUUCCCCUACUGGGUCCUGUUUCUUCAGGUCAACGUGGUCAGUAGCCUGUAAAGUGCUCUUGGCCUAAAGAAUAACUUGCUCUGGGCACUUUGGAAAUGACACACCACUGACCUAACUCAUUAACCUUUUUCAGUUUUUCAAUAUCUUAUAAAACUACUGCCACAAUCUUAGACUUUCUUUCUUUCAUGUCUCUUUCAACCUAGGAGAGACCUCAAAUCUAAAAGUUGUUCUCUACUUCUAAUCAUUAGCAAACGUUUUAGCUUUCUAAAUAUUUAUAUUUAACUCUCGUUUCUAGGGUUUUGUUUUUGCAGUUUAGAAACUAUUAGGAAAUGUAAGGACUUUAUCUCUUCUGCUUGAUACAGCAGGGAUGAACUAGUAGCCGGUCUAGCCUAAGUGAGAAGUGAAGAGAUUCUUUACCAGGCACAGUGAUCAACCUGAUACACAUUAGAUUGAGAAGUGAUGUUUAAAUGACCUCAUCUAGCCUGAAUACGUGAAUUCUUUUUGAUCAGGAAAGAUUAGAAAAAGAAGCCAAAAAACUCUUAACAGUGUGAAUCUCAACAGUAAUUGAAAUGAGAAGCAGCAACAGGUUUAUUGGCUGUGACGGAAAGGCUGCGAUAAGAAACCUGAAAUGAUGGUUGAAUGGGGAAAAAAAAAGCUGCAUAAAAUUUGCUGUAAGAUAUAUAGAGACUUAUUUUCUUUCUUAAAAUAUUCUUAUAAGAAAACAUAUAAGUAUUUGUAAAAAUGGUUUCCUGUGGCAAGUAUUUGUGCGAUCAAAGCUGAAUUGUAAACUAUUCUUGUAAUAUCGAGUUAUUUUGAAAGAUUUAUAUAAUGAAUUCUGGAUAUAUGACCAAUAAAACUGAAGAAACAAAA